UUGUGUACGAUAGUUUAAUGUUAAAACAUCAAUGUGUUUGUGGUAGCAAUGCUCAUCAUCCUGAACAUGGUGGUCGCCUACAAAGUGUAUGGGCAAGGUUACAGGAAACCAGUCUUCUUAAUAGAUGCGAGAGAAUCAGAUCCAGGAAAGCAACACCUAGAAGAAAUCCAGUCUUGUCAUAGUGAAUCAUAUACUCUCUUAUUUGGGGCCAAUCUUUUGAAUCGACCGAAACUUGAUGCCAGCAAACUAGCUGAUCUUCCAAUGAAAAAUUUUGUGAUGUUGCCUUGUGGUGGCAUUGGUGUAGAUUCUGACACAACCUGGAAUGAUCUACACACAGCAAGUGCUGCAAGAAUGGCUGCUGGAUGUGCUGUUGAAUUGGCCAUGAAAUUAGCAACAAAUGAAAUAGAGGUAUUAUUAAUAUCUAUAUUUUAAUGCUUGAUAGUUAUGCAAUACAAUGAUAAGUUUAUUAUCAAUCAUCAUACAGAAAAAUGUUACUAUAUAAAUAAC
Molecule: messenger RNA, 507 nt
Organism: Parasteatoda tepidariorum (common house spider)
Lineage: Eukaryota; Metazoa; Arthropoda; Arachnida; Araneae; Theridiidae
Product: histone deacetylase 7-like
Biological process (GO): epigenetic regulation of gene expression
Cellular component (GO): histone deacetylase complex
Molecular function (GO): histone deacetylase activity
Source: RefSeq, a predicted model, not a curated record